Messenger RNA from Malania oleifera, 444 nucleotides. RefSeq lists its product as uncharacterized. The record is from RefSeq and is a predicted model, not a curated record. The transcript has 2 exons. NCBI's taxonomy places the organism in Eukaryota, Viridiplantae, Streptophyta, Magnoliopsida, Santalales, Ximeniaceae. Bases 1 to 444 code for a protein of 147 amino acids.
AUGGCACCAUAUGAAGCAUUUUAUGGUCACCGGUGUCGAUCUCCAUUAUACUGGGAUGAGGCCUCCGCAAAGGUCAAGCUUAUCAGAGAAAGGGUUAGAGCAGCUCAGAGUCGGCAUAAGAGUUAUGCAGAUACUAGCCGACGGCGACGGGAAUUAGAGUUUGAGAUCGAGGAUAAGAUAUUCCUGAAGAUUGCCUCGAUGAAAGGGGUGAUGAGGUUUGGGAAGAAAAGGAAGUUGACCCCUCGGUACAUUGGGUCGUUUGAGAUUCUAGAGAGAAUAGGUCCAGUUUCUUACCGGGUGGCGUUGCCCCCAGCACUAUCCAGAGUUCAUGACGUGUUUCACGUAUCCGUACUAAGGAAGUACAUGCCUGACCCUUCACACGUGCUCAAUUAUGAACCUCUGGAGAUUGGGGACGCAUUAUCAUAUGAGAAGGCAUCGAUUUAG